AUGGCGGCGCUGCGCCGCACAGAGUCCACACUGACAGUGCUGGACGAGGACUCGCUGUGGGAGCUGCUGGAGAACCACCGCCACAGGAUCGUGCGCAGCAUCUGCCCCAGCCGCCUCACCCCCUACCUGCGCCAGGCCAAGGUGCUGGACCAGCUGGACGAGGAGGAGGUGCUGCACAGCCCCAGGUUCACCAACACCGUCAUGAGAGUCGGGCACUUGCUGGAUCUGCUGAAGACGCGAGGGAAGAACGGAGCCAUUGCCUUCCUGGAGAGCCUGAAGUUCCACAACCCUGACAUCUACACCCAGGUCACGGGGCUGCAGCCCAAGGUGGACUUCGACAACUUCAGUGGGCUCAUGGAGACGUCCAAGCUGACCGAGUGCCUGGCCGGGGCCAUCAGCAGCCUGCAGGAGGAGCUGAGCCAGGAGAAGGGACAGAAGGAAGCCUUGGUACGGCGCUGUCAGCAGUUGCAGGAGCGCCUGGGCCAGGCCGAGGCCCGCGCCCAGAGCCUGGGCCAGAUGGAGGCCGACCACGACCGCAUGAAGCGCGAGGUCAGUGCCCACUUCCACGAGGUGCUGAAGCUCAAGGACGAGAUGCUCAAUCUGUCCCUACGCUACAGCAACGCGCUGCAGGAGAGGGAGCUGGCCACCACGCGCUGCCGCAGCCUGCAGGAGGAGCUGUACCUGAUGAAGCAAGAGAUGCAGCGCCACAAGAUGUCUUCCUCCUGUGAGCGGGAACUGCGCGAGCGGUCCCUGCAGAUGACCGGCGUCCUGGAGCCCGGGGACAAGGAGCUGAGCCGCCUGAAGGAGGAGAAUGAGAAACUCCGGUCGCUGACCUUCAGCCUGGCGGAGAAGGACAUCCUGGAGCAGAACCUGGACGAGGCCCUGGAGAGCAAGCAGGAGCUGGUGGACCGCAUCCACUCUCUGAGGGAGCGGGCUGUGGCCGCCGAGAGGCAGCGCAAGCAGUACUGGGAAGAGAAGGAGCAGACCCUGCUCCAGUUCCAGAGGACAAAGGUAGACUGUGACCUCUACAAGGAGAAGGUGAACGCCCUGCAAAGCCAACUGCUGCAGCUACAGAAGGAGCGCGACCAGGCCUACUCCGCCCGGGACGCAGCCCAGAUGGAGAUUUCUCAGAAGCUGACAGAGAAGGAUGCCCUCCGCAGGAAAGUGUUUGAGCUGACAGACCAGGUCUGUGAACUGCGCCAACAGCUCCGCAGGCCGAAGGCCGAGUCCCUGCAGGGGCCUAAGCAGGAAGCCGGCACCAGGGAGCCCUGUCCGAAGGGAAAGCAGCCGCUGGUGCGCAUGUUCGCCCUCUGCCCGCGGGAUGACAGCAACUCCAGCUGCCCCGGCCCCCCUGAGUCUCAGCUCUGCUCUGACCUGACCGCCACAUCCAACCGUGAGCUGGUGGACAGCUUCCGCUCCAGCAGCCCCGUGCCUCCCAGUCCACAGUCCCUGUACAAGCGGGCCACAGAGGACUUCCGGGAAGACCCCUGGUCUCUCGGUGGCUUCCCAGAAAUCCUGCAGGUGGACCGGGGACCCUCCCCGGGGGCGAAGGCAGGUGAUGCAGACCUGGAUUAUGAGAUUGUAGACAGGGCAGACGUUCCUGAGUGUGAGAGCAGCCUGCAGCCGUGCACCGGGGGCCUCACCCUCUCAUCCAGCAGCGUCCCAGUGAGGAGGAGGCUGGCCCGCAAGAUCCUGAGCCAGGUCACCGUGCUGGCCUUCCAGGGGGACGCGCUGCUGGAGCAGAUCAGCAUCAUUGGUGGCAACCUCACAGGCAUCUUCAUUCACCGGGUCACCCCUGGCUCGGCGGCGGACGAGAUGGCCUUGCGCCCGGGCACCCAGAUCAUGAUGGUGGAUUAUGAGGCAACAGAGCCCUUGUUCAAGGCCACCUUGGAGGACACGACCCUGGAGCAAGCUGUCGGACUUCUCCAGAGGGUCAACGGCUUCUGCUGCCUGUCUGUGAAGGUCAACAUGGAGGGUUAUAAGAAGUUGGUCCAGGACCUGGAGGCCCAAGUGGCUACCUCAGGGGAUUCCUUCUACAUCCGGGUGAACCUGGCCAUGGAGGCACGGGCGGAGGGGGAGCUGCGGGUGCGAUGCAGUGACGUUCUGCACAUCAGCGACACCAUGUUCCAGGGUCGCAGCUGCUGGCACGCCCACCGCUUGGGCCCCUACAGCACGAAGGGCAUCGAGCAUGGCACCAUCCCCAACUACGCCCGGUGA
Molecule: messenger RNA, 2217 nt
Organism: Odobenus rosmarus divergens (Pacific walrus)
Lineage: Eukaryota; Metazoa; Chordata; Mammalia; Carnivora; Odobenidae
Gene: CARD14
Product: caspase recruitment domain family, member 14
Exons: 14
Coding region: 1-2217 (738 amino acids)
Biological process (GO): regulation of apoptotic process
Molecular function (GO): protein binding
Source: RefSeq, a predicted model, not a curated record